Dermacentor albipictus is the source of this 1027-nucleotide messenger RNA. The record is from RefSeq and is a predicted model, not a curated record. Lineage: Eukaryota; Metazoa; Arthropoda; Arachnida; Ixodida; Ixodidae.
GCGGAGUACCGGUCAUCCGAAGAAGGCAUCAAGACCGACGGUAGCAACGUCUGAACUUUGUCGCUGCGAUUCUUCGACCGGCGCGACGCGCACCAACACCCCCGGUCGUGAGUGCGACAAACUCGGCAACGCCUGUCUUCAGCCACCGCCUCAGCUCUUCGCUCUGCGGCUAAAGUGCAUGGCGGAAGCACCCGUUGAUCAGAAUAGAGGACCAGACGCGAACAGGAAGGGCAAGAAGAAGCGUCAUCGCCAGCAGCGAAAAAGGCCGCUGUGUGAAGACGCCCAGCAAGGUGCCCAGCCCCGGAAAGAUACCAAGGCGGACAUGGUCAUUGAAGGAAAGGAAGGCGCCAAAGUGAGAAAUGCUGAAAGUCUGCCCAAGCCGCGUCCUGCCAAGGACAGCGCGGUACCCAACGAUCCAAGGACGCUGACCAAACUUCGUCCGUCACCUUCCUUAAUGGCACUCAAAGAUGCGUUCAGGAAGACGGCGCCCAAACCGAAAAUGGACAUGGGAAGCAGAAAGAUAUCGGUGAGCUUUUCCAUGGCGUCCGGACCACCAAAAGCUGCGAGGAGCCACCAGCGCAGCCGGGGGGGGGGGGCAUUCCACCGUGUGCGUCGGCCCCGACAAGAGCGGCGACCAGUCGCCCACUUCCGGUCCCGCGUCGGCCUUCAACAGCACCGGCGUGCGCUCCCUCCUGAAAAGCUACACCGUCAACAUGCCCAGCGGCCACUCGCUGGCGUUCUGCGUCACGGCUCUCGUCGUGCUCGCGUUCGCGCUUGCCGCACUGGUGGUGAUCCUGACCGCGAUCCUAGGGCGAAUGCACUCGAAGAGGCAGGCCGUUUCUUCGCCCGUCACGACUGUCGCCAGUCCUCAUCUCCUGAAAGCUGCUGUCGGCGCCGACGGCCACGAUCGGAACACGUUAGCUGUUCCGUGACUGGCCACGCGAGCUCCCAUCAGUUCCUGCAAUCAAGGACACACGGAGCUUGCACGUACAGAGUGCUUCAGUCGUGUCGUGAUUUUGGCACGUAA